Portunus trituberculatus (swimming crab) is the source of this 2192-nucleotide messenger RNA. Its product is annotated as alkaline phosphatase-like. Gene Ontology annotation, biological process: dephosphorylation. Bases 100 to 1962 code for a protein of 620 amino acids. Gene Ontology annotation, molecular function: alkaline phosphatase activity. The record is from RefSeq and is a predicted model, not a curated record. Lineage: Eukaryota; Metazoa; Arthropoda; Malacostraca; Decapoda; Portunidae. The transcript is spliced from 13 exons.
GGGUUAUAUGGCAAGAGGGCGGCGGGGCAGGAGUCAGUGUGCGCGUGAGCCUCAAAGUGGAAGGUGGUUUGUUGUCAGCCGCUGCAAGACACUGAUGAAAUGGCUGGGUCACGCAUACUCAACUGGUCGUCGCCUCGGUCACUGCUGCUGCUGCUGGUGCUUGGGCUGACCUGCGGGAUCGGGAGCGGCUUGGAAGGCCGUCAACACUGGUGGAACGUUGCCAAGAGGGAGCUGCGAGAUGCCCUGAACAAUCGAGACAACUGGAAUGUGGCUAAGAAUGUAAUCAUGUUCCUGGGAGACGGCAUGGGGAUUACUACUAACACUGCAGCGAGGAUCUUCAAAGGACAGAAACUAGGGAUGAAUGGUGAAGAAGGGUAUCUGUCGUGGGAGCGCUUUCCUAAUGUUGCUCUAAUGAAAACAUACAACGAGGACAAGCAAGUGCCGGACAGCGCCGCCACCGCCACCGCCUACCUCUGCGGCGUGAAGACUAACUUCUUCACCCUCGGCGUCGAUUCCUCCGUGAAGCUGAACGACUGCCCAGCCAGCAAGAAUAAGGCCACGCACACACCCUCCAUCCUGCAGUGGGCGCAGGAGGCGGGAAAGGAUACAGGAAUUGUGACCACCACUCGUAUCACCCACGCCACGCCCGCUGCCACCUACGCUCACGUGGCUCACCGUAACUGGGAGUGUGAUUCUGAAGUGAAGGGAUCCUGUACAGACAUUGCCCACCAGCUGGUCCACGAUAACCCAGGCAAGAAUGUGAAGGUGAUCCUGGGCGGGGGGCGGCAGCCGAUGGGGGUGAAGUCUAGCGUAGUGGAUACCAUGACCUGCCAGCGUAAUGACAGCCGUGACCUGACGAAGGAGUGGCUGCGCUCUAAGAUGGUGAAGGGACACAAGGCACGAUACGUCACCACCGCGAGGGCUUUGGCGCAGGUUGAUACUGAGAAGACUGACUAUCUGCUGGGCCUCUUCGCGGAGUCACACUUGCCCUUCGAGGUUGACCGCCGCCCUGGGUCUAUUGGCACGCCCUCCCUCAAGGACAUGACCGUAAAGGCGCUGCGCUUCCUCAAGAAAAGUGAAGAUGGCUUUUUCCUUCUGGUGGAGGGCGGCAGGAUUGACCACGCCCUUCACGACAACCUCGCUCACCGUGCCUUCGAGGAGGUGGUGGCCAUGGACGCAGCCGUGACAGCAGCACUCAAGGAAGUGGACUUAGAGGAGACGCUGAUAGUGGUGACAGCUGACCAUUCCCACGUGAUGACAAUAAAUGGCUACCCUACACGAGGCAACGAUAUUCUAGGGUUGGUUAACGAGAAGGGAAUGGUGGAUAACUUGCCCUACACCACACUGAUGUUCACCAAUGGUCCGGGAUACAACUACUCGGUGAUUAACAACACGGUGGUGCGUCAUGACCCAUCAACAGUGGACACAACGGACGUGGAUUACCGAUACCAGGCCGCUGUACCUAUGCCGCCCAUCAAGGAGACCCACGGAGGAGAGGACGUGGGUUUAUGGGCCAUAGGCCCGAUGUCACACCUCUUCCACCGCACACACGAACAGCACUACAUUGCCCACGCCAUGGCAUACGCAGCCUGCAUCGGUCCCAGCCUGGAUGAUUGCAAGCGCCCCUCUCACAGCACCUCCUCCUCUGGCCGCUCCCUCCGCCACUACUACGAGGAUUUGGCUAUUGGCAGGCCCCGCAAGAGAGCUCAGGACACGAAGGUUACCCACACUGAGGUCUUCAAGUCACCAGUAGAUGGCCCAGAGCAGUCAACCAAAGCUACUUCAGAACCUGUGGAGAAUCCCAAGUUCCCAACACUGUCCCCGGUUCUACAGCAGCUCCUGGACAGCAACAAGGAGAAGAUCCUGACAUCGGAUGGACCUCAGUCAGUCAACAGCUUCAGUAACGCAGCGAACGUGGAGCAGCUGCUGGGGAGAAGUGUGGCCAGUCUUCGGGGUGUCUAGACCUCCCUUCGAUACCCGCACACUCGCUAAUCAAACCCCAUUCUGAAAACACUUCGCUGUCUCUCCGUAACUAUUAGGUGAUUGAGAUGAGCCAGUUUCUUAAGAGUCUUUUUCCUGUUAAUAAUGUAAAAAAGUCUUGCUAUUCUUUCUCUAGAACCAUAAACAGUCCCUUAGCCCCUUCAGUACUGAGACACAUUUUUACCAUGAUUUUUGGGUAUGGUUAGACGAUU